Molecule: messenger RNA, 2706 nt
Organism: Capsella rubella
Lineage: Eukaryota; Viridiplantae; Streptophyta; Magnoliopsida; Brassicales; Brassicaceae
Product: hydroxyproline O-galactosyltransferase GALT2
Exons: 7
Coding region: 429-2486 (685 amino acids)
Cellular component (GO): Golgi membrane
Molecular function (GO): galactosyltransferase activity; carbohydrate binding
Source: RefSeq, a predicted model, not a curated record
CCUCUGUUUUAUUUCUCUUGUAUCCCUAGAUUUGUGGAGAAAAACACCGGUAAAAUCAGGUGCAGAUUUUGCUCUGCUUCAUUGGGGUCAGUAACUUUCUCUAUUUCUCCUCUGCUUCUCAAAAAAUUUCGUCUAUUUGGAAAGACCCAUAUCAAAUUGAGACAUCUGGAUUGAUUUGAUUGGAUUUCGUGGACUCCAUCGAUCUUCAGAUCGUGCCAAGCUUUUAGCUCUUCCUGUGGGGUUUUGAUUCAUCUCCUUACCAGAUUUUGAGGUUAUAGUUCUCAUUUAAGUCUUUAGAUGAAGUUGUUCGAUGACUUGGCUACAUUUUUGAUUACGCCAUUUGCAGUUUUGACGCGUUGAUUCGACUUGGAAACCAAAAAGUCGAGUGCUUUUGAUUGGGAAGUAGUUAUUAUAGCUGACCCUUAACAAUGAAAAGGGUAAAAAGCGAAUCUUUUAGAGGGGUUUAUAGUUCUACUAGGAGGUUCAAGUUGUCACAUUUCUUGCUAGCUAUUGCUGGGUUUUACUUGGUUUUCUUGGCGUUUAAGUUCCCACAUUUCAUCGAGAUGGUUGCUAUGUUAAGUGGGGAUACUGGUUUAGAUGGGGCGUUAAGGGAUACUGGUUUGGAUGUUAGUUUAAGCGGGUCGUUACACAGUGACAUGUUGAAUAGGAAGCUAGACGAUGAAGAGAAUCAAAGUGGUCCUUCUACUACUCAGAAUGCGCCACAAGAAGAGAAGUUCAGUGGAUCUAAACCGAUUCAGCCACUUCGUUUUCGGUAUGGUCGAAUAUCGGGAGAGGUCAUGAGACGUAGGAAUAGAACUAUCCAUAUGUCACCCUUUGAAAGAAUGGCAGAUGAGGCUUGGAUUCUUGGAUCCAAGGCUUGGGAAGAUCUUGAUAAGUUUGAGGUAAAGAACGUUGACGAGAGUUCUUUGAUUUACGAACGGAAGGUCGAAUCAUGUCCUUCUCAGAUCUCAAUGAAUGGAGAUGACUUGAAUAAAACCAAUAGGAUCAUGUUGCUUCCCUGUGGUCUUGCUGCAGGAUCUUCUAUUACAAUUCUUGGAACUCCACAGUACGCACAUAAAGAAUCUGUGCCUCAGCGUUCGAGAUCGAUAAGAGGCGAUGGAAUGGUUAUGGUUUCACAAUUUAUGGUUGAGUUGCAAGGGCUGAAGACAGGGGACGGGGAAUAUCCCCCUAAAAUUCUUCAUUUGAACCCUAGAAUUAAAGGUGAUUGGAAUCACCGGCCAGUCAUUGAACACAAUACAUGCUAUAGGAUGCAGUGGGGGGUUGCUCAAAGAUGUGACGGUACUCCAUCCAAGAAGGACACAGACAUGCUUGUUGAUGGAUUCCGUAGAUGUGAAAAGUGGACAAGGAAUGACAUAAUUGACAUGGUGGACUCCAAGGAAUCAAAGACAACUUCUUGGUUCAAACGGUUUAUAGGACGUGAACAGAAACCAGAAGUCACUUGGUCAUUCCCUUUUGCGGAAGGCAGGGUCUUUGUCCUAACUUUGCGAGCUGGAAUUGACGGUUUCCAUAUAAAUGUUGGAGGACGGCACGUAUCUUCAUUUCCUUAUCGACCGGGGUUUACCAUAGAAGAUGCCACAGGACUGGCAAUUACUGGAGAUGUUGAUAUUCACUCUGUUUAUGCUACUUCUCUUUCAACAUCUCAUCCGAGUUUCUCACCUCAGAAAGCAAUAGAUUUUUCUUCAAAAUGGAAAGCUCCUCCAUUGCCUGGCAUUCCUUUGCGCCUUUUCAUGGGUGUUCUAUCUGCAACUAACCAUUUUUCAGAGCGCAUGGCAGUGAGAAAGACAUGGAUGCAGCAUCCUUCAAUUAAAUCUUCAGAUGUAGUAGUCCGAUUCUUUGUUGCAAUUAAUCCUAGAAAGGAAGUCAAUGCAAUGCUGAAGAAAGAGGCUGAAUAUUUUGGAGACAUUGUGAUUCUGCCCUUUAUGGAUCGUUACGAGCUUGUGGUCCUUAAGACAAUUGCUAUUUGUGAAUUUGGGGUCCAGAAUGUGACAGCUCCAUAUAUAAUGAAAUGUGAUGAUGACACAUUUAUCAGAGUGGAAUCAAUUUUGAAACAACUCGAUGGAGUCUCUCCGGAAAAAUCACUCUAUAUGGGAAAUCUAAAUCUUCGACAUCGUCCUCUUAGAACUGGAAAGUGGGCAGUUACAUGGGAGGAGUGGCCAGAAUCUGUUUAUCCUCCUUACGCCAAUGGACCCGGAUACAUAAUUUCAAGCAACAUUGCUAAGUAUAUUGUUUCUCAGAAUUCAAGACACAAGCUUAGGCUGUUCAAGAUGGAAGAUGUGAGCAUGGGAAUGUGGGUAGAGAAAUUCAACGCCUCAAUGCAGCCUGUUGAAUACUCACACAGCUGGAAAUUUUGCCAAUAUGGAUGCACAUUGAACUACUACACUGCACAUUACCAAUCUCCGAGUCAGAUGAUGUGCUUGUGGGAUAAUUUGUUGAAAGGCCGAGCACAAUGUUGUAAUUUCAGAUGACAAAACAAAGCCCUAGCAGGGAGAUAACAUGAUUACAGAUUAGGCACCACCUUAACUUUUUUUUUGUAUUUUUCCUCUUUGGUGUCAGUAGGUUGGUUUACACAUUUGCACAUUUAUGCAUUCAAGAUAGCAAUCUCCUAUUGUACAUUGGUGUCCAUUGAGUAGGAUGUUAAUCUCAGAAAGAGUUUUAUACUGAUAUCUAAGCACAUUUUUUUCAAAA